AUUUAAACUCAUAUUUGGAAAAAAUUAGCGAAUCUGGGCCGGGCAGGCCUACAUUUACUCACAGUCACCGGUGGCUCCAGCAAAACCCCUAGGGUUUUACAGUCAGCCAUCUCCUUCCGCCUUCUUUCUCCUCCAAAUUCAAAACUCAAUUCAAUCCCUCUUUCUUGCUUUCUGUAAAUAUAUCUAUUGCGUCCUAGUUCUAAUUGACAAUGGAAGAAGUGAAGAACGGAGAAAAGCUAACGCUAGUGACACGGAAGCCCUGUUUCGGACUACCCACCGCAUGCCCGACUUGUUUACCCGUUUAUAUUUAUCUCAGAUUCGCUCAACUCCCUUUUGAUGUUGAAUACAAUCUCAUCUAUCCUGAUUCUGAUCAAAUACCUUACGUUGAAUUCGGUAGUCACGUGGUCUAUAACAAUGAAAAAGGUGGAGUUAUCCAGAGUUUAAAGGAUGAGCAAACUGUUGAUUUGGACUCCGAUGUCUCUGGUAUCCCUGAAUGGGUAUCAACAAAAGCAAUGGUGGAAUCAUGGCUUGCUGAAGCUGUCAUGUAUGAGCUUUGGGUCGGGUCUGAUGGAAGUUCAGCACAGAAGAUAUAUUAUUCUGAUCUCCCGUGGCCUAUAGGAAAGUGUUUAUACUUUAAGCAAAUUCAUAUGGUGAAACAACUACUCGGAAUAACUAAAGGGAAUGCUGAGAGAAGGGAAGAGGAGAUCUAUAGGAGAGCUGCGACUGCUUAUAAUGCUUUGUCAACUAGGUUAGGUGAACAAUCUUUUUUCUUUGAGAACAGGCCUACAAGUCUGGAUGCCAUAUUUCUUGGUCAUGCGCUUUUCACACUUCAUGCGUUACCUGAGACGUCAGUACUGCGAAGUAAGCUUUUGGAUCAUGCUAAUCUUGUUAGAUAUGCAGAAAAUCUUAAAGCGGAGUUUGUAGAUGCUGAUUCUUCUUCAUCUUCUGUCUCGCCAUCUCGGUCUGAUCCCUCCUCCUCAAUGCCUAAGAGAGGUCCUUCAAAUUGGAGCAAGUCUUAGGUCUCUUGCUUGUGUGUAGUUUUUCCUUGGUUUAUCUGCAAUGAAUCGAAUCCUAAGAGUAAACCUAAGAGGGAAAAGACAGAGGAAGAGAAGAAAUUCAAGAGGAGAGCAAAAUAUUUUUUGGUAACCCAACUUGUUGCAGUAUUGGUCUUUAUCUCCCUUCUUGGUGGGUCUAAUGAUGCUGAAGUAGAGUUUGAGGAUGGUGAUGAUGGCUUGGAUUAUGAGUAAAUGAAAUGUUUUUUCUCCAUUGAGAAUGAUUUUUUGACCUUAGAUUUAGGUAGUUGCAAGUUGCAGCAUGUAAUUUUAGCAAGCAUAUUUCCUGAUCUCUACCUUUGUUUUGAUUAAAAUUUUGGAAAUAUUCUUGUGUAAUGACAAAUAAAUGAUGUACUAUUCUUGACGAAAUUUGGUUCACAAAUGAUAGAAAAGAUGCUGCCAGCUCUUUCUUUCAACUUGGUA
This is a messenger RNA of Coffea arabica (coffee), 1475 nucleotides long. RefSeq names its product mitochondrial outer membrane import complex protein METAXIN-like. Gene Ontology annotation, cellular component: cytoplasm; mitochondrial outer membrane; SAM complex. The record is from RefSeq and is a predicted model, not a curated record. Gene Ontology annotation, biological process: mitochondrion organization. NCBI's taxonomy places the organism in Eukaryota, Viridiplantae, Streptophyta, Magnoliopsida, Gentianales, Rubiaceae.